CGGGGGUCGGGCCGAGCGCGGCGGGGCCGCUCCGCUCCCGGUCCCGUCAUGCAGGCGGUGGAGCGGGACGCGGCGGCAGGCGGCCCCGAAGGGACGACGGGAGCUGCCGAGGCCCCGCCGGAGCCGUCGCCGCCCAAGGCCGCCGCUGCUUUCGACCUGCUGGAGCUGGUGCGGAGCUACCGGCGGCUGGAGCUCUACCUGGAGCCGCUGCGGGACGCCGCCGAGGGUGUCCGCUCCCUACUGCGGUGGCAGCGGCCUGUGUGCUCCCUCCUGGUCUGCCUCGGCCUCAACUUCCUCCUGCUCACCCUCGGCCAAGCUGCCUGGUACUCGGUGCUGGCCCUGCUGGUGGCCGUGCCGGCCCUGCUGGGCUACCUGCAAGAGACGUGCCGGGCCCGGCCCUCGGAGCCCGAGCUGGUGCGCAGGAGGUACCACAGCAUCCGCAGGGAGGAUCUGCGCAAGGUGCAGCUCUCGCGGCAGGAGGCCAUCGCCCAGGUCAAGAGCUUCCUGAUCCAGCUGGAGGGGUUUCUGAACGGGAUGUGCUGCAGCUGUGAGGCAGUGUACCGUGUGCUCUACUGGGAGAACCCCACUGUCUCUUCCCAGUUUUAUGGGGUGCUGCUGGGCACUAUCUGUGUCCUCUACCUGCUGCCCCUCUGCUGGGUCCUGGCCAUCCUCAAUAGCACCCUCUUUCUGGGCAACACCCAGUUCUACCAAGUGAUCAUGGAGCUCAAGGCCUCCAUCGAGCAGUGUGUGGGCUCCAAACCCCUCGAGAGCACUCCAGAGCCUGCUGAGCCCCUGCCACCAGCUGCUGCCCCGGAUCGGACCCCCACCCCCACCAGUGCAGAGGACCUUACCCCUGGCAGUGUGGAGGAAGCAGAGGAGGCGGAACCUGAUGAAGAGUUCAAAGAUGCAAUUGAGGAGAACCAGCUGCUGGUCAUGGUGAGUACUGCCAUGCCAGGGUGUGGUAUCUGCUCCCAGCUGGAGCUUUGCCUGGUUUGCCAGUGGCUUGUAGGAAUGCCAGCUGGAGCACCCGGCUUGUUGGGUGCCUGCAGCCCUCAGUGUGCCCCCAGCCACCCUGCUGUGCUCAGCUGGCUCUGCUCUCUGCAGGAGGAUGAUGAGAGCUCUCAGUGCUCAGCAGAUUUUGACCUCAGCCUCCCAGACAAUGGUUUUAUGAGCAAGAAUGAGGUGAUCCGCAGCAAGGUGUCCCGCCUGACCGAGCGCCUGCGCAAGCGCUACCCCAGCAACAACUUUGGGAACUGCACAGGCUGUGCUGCCACCUUCUCUGUGCUCAAGAAGAGGCGGAGCUGCAGUAACUGUGGGAACAGCUUCUGCUCCAGGUGUUGUUCCUUCAAAGUCCCCAAGGCUGUGAUGGGAGCCACGGCCCCGGAGGCUCAGAAGGAGACAGUGUUCGUGUGCGCGCUCUGCAACCAGGUGCUCAUCAAGUGAUGAAACAGGCCCUUCCAGCUCCUGUGUCCUGCACUGCCUGACACCUGGGACAGCGGGCAGGCACUCCUGCCACUGGCAGCCUGGAGUGUUUGGAUCCCAGCAUGGCAUUCCCCUGCCAGAGGAUGCUUGCACUUGUGCUCCUCCUGCCAGCGCCAGGCUGGACGGACCAGCCUUCCUUGCCAUGCACCAGCUGGGUCGCUGUGGUGGAGCACUGCCCACGGCUGUGCCCCAUCCCUGCAGCUGCUCCAAGCCCUGGGUGCUCUCUGGCACUUGCUGUGCCCUGCCACGUGCUUGCCCAGGCCCUUUGGCCUGGCUCAGUGAUGGAAGAGCCAUCAUUCCUACUCGUGGUCCUGCCUUCACCUCCUCGGUGGGGCAGAACAACCUCAGGGCUCUGUCCCUACCUUUCCCAGCACUGUGCUACAAGUGACUGUAUUUUUGGGAUCAGUUCAGAGCUUCUCCUGCAUCCUUUGGGGUCUAGACUAGCUAGGUCUUUCAUCCUGGCUCAGCUGAGACUCUGCUAGUCACUCCUGUGCUCCUCAGCCUCACUGCCUGCAGGUUUAGUCUUUUCCCACUGAAUUUGGCUGUAACCCAGAGGAGGAAAGAGAAUGAGUUUGGAUUGGGCUGUGUGGCUGGGUCUCCAGUGUGACAAAAGGCAGGAGUUGGUGCUGCUCUGUGCACUUAGUGACUGCUGCUUUCUACUACAGAUUAAUAUAUAAAUGCAUAUAGAGAAUGACCAAUAAAUCUCUUGUCCUCA
Molecule: messenger RNA, 2197 nt
Organism: Passer montanus (Eurasian tree sparrow)
Lineage: Eukaryota; Metazoa; Chordata; Aves; Passeriformes; Passeridae
Gene: ZFYVE27
Product: zinc finger FYVE-type containing 27
Exons: 11
Coding region: 49-1443 (464 amino acids)
Biological process (GO): endoplasmic reticulum tubular network formation; vesicle-mediated transport; protein localization to plasma membrane
Cellular component (GO): endoplasmic reticulum tubular network; growth cone membrane
Molecular function (GO): metal ion binding
Source: RefSeq, a predicted model, not a curated record